Messenger RNA from Drosophila hydei, 1250 nucleotides. RefSeq names its product mitochondrial inner membrane protease ATP23 homolog. Bases 274 to 1104 code for a protein of 276 amino acids. Gene Ontology annotation, molecular function: metalloendopeptidase activity. NCBI's taxonomy places the organism in Eukaryota, Metazoa, Arthropoda, Insecta, Diptera, Drosophilidae. Gene Ontology annotation, cellular component: extrinsic component of mitochondrial inner membrane. The record is from RefSeq and is a predicted model, not a curated record. Gene Ontology annotation, biological process: mitochondrial protein processing; mitochondrial proton-transporting ATP synthase complex assembly. The transcript has 2 exons.
CUUGUGUAUAAUAGUUAACGGAGCUACAAUGCAAAAAUUUCUGCAGCUUGUAUGCAAGAAUCGUGUUUGUAUAUAAGAAUAUACAACAAAUUACUGCAGUCAUUUGGUAAGGAUCAGUAGAUAGAUGGCAACUUAUGAUGAUGCCCAUGUUGUAACGUGUAUGUGGACACGUUACUUUGCGCGCACUGGCAACUCUGUUAAUCAGCUGCCGGUUUGUUAUUUAACCUACCAGUCUUAGUUUAGCCAUAAAGUUUUUUUUGAAUAAGUGUAAAUAUGGGUUUCCUGACACAAGUUUGGGCCAAAGCGGCAGCGGCAACGGACCCAGUGCCCACAGCUGUCGUGGUACCAGAUGAAAAGCCUGUACAGGAUACAAAGCCAGAUGCUGGGCAACCUAAAAGUGAACGUCAGGAAUGGGGUUAUGAUCUCUAUCCGGAACGUCGAGGCGAAACCUUCAAGCCAAAAUGGUCACGCAUACUGUUCGGUAUGGAGGGUCAGGAGAACAUCGAUCGCUACAAAUGCGAACAGAAUGUCUAUUGGUGUGUGAAGAACGGCCCACUGGUCAAGCUGAUGAUGGGUGCACUGCGCAGCUCUGGCUGUCCCAUAGAUCUGCGUCGUCACAUCUCCUGCGAGGUGUGCGAUCCGAGCGUAACCGGCGGCUAUGAUCCAGUGCUUAAUCAGAUCGUCGUCUGCCAAAAUAUGGCUAAAAACAAGAGCAUGGUGCAUGGUGUGCUCACCCACGAAAUGAUUCACAUGUUCGACUACUGCAAUAAUGACUUGGAUUUCCGCAAUGUGGAUCAUCUGGCAUGUACGGAAAUCCGUGCCGCUAACCUAGCUCACUGCUCCUUCCUCAGUGCCAUGACGCAAGGUGAUGCGUCGCCCUUUAAUAUCAAGGAAGCACAUCAGAAUUGUGUCAAAAGCAAAGCCUUGGCCUCGGUGCUAGCUGUGAGGAAUAUAACCCAUGAAGAGGCUGUGGCAGCGGUCGAGCGCGUCUUUCCCAAAUGCUAUGCGGAUCUGGAGCCCAUUGGACGUAGGAUACGGCGUAAUUCAACGGAUCAGCAGAAGGCGUUCAUGGAGGCGCCCAUGUAUGGCUACGAUGUAUAUUAGUUUGAUUUAGUUUGUUUAUUUUUUAAAAGCCGGCAAAAAAAAACGUUUAAUAAAAUUAAAUUUUAAGACUACGCGAAGUGCAAUUAUUGCAAUGGUUUAUUAAACAACCGAUUUGUUUCUAUAAUUGUUAUACAUUAAAUUAAUGC